Meira miltonrushii is the source of this 417-nucleotide messenger RNA. RefSeq lists its product as uncharacterized. Gene Ontology annotation, molecular function: small ribosomal subunit rRNA binding; structural constituent of ribosome. Bases 1 to 417 code for a protein of 138 amino acids. The record is from RefSeq and is a predicted model, not a curated record. The transcript has 2 exons. Gene Ontology annotation, biological process: translation. Gene Ontology annotation, cellular component: mitochondrial small ribosomal subunit; ribosome. NCBI's taxonomy places the organism in Eukaryota, Fungi, Basidiomycota, Exobasidiomycetes, Exobasidiales, Brachybasidiaceae.
AUGUACAGUCUUUACGAAUUAUUUUGCAUAGCAGCUUGUUCGAGCGAAUCAGCUCCUUUACGUGACUUGAUUCGCACAACCUCAAGACUAGUGAUCGAUAACGGAGGCGCAGUCCGCGGAACGCAAUAUUGGGGCCCUAGAAGAUUACCACAAAGAGCAAGAAGACAUCAACAAUGGCAUACAGAAGGUGAUCAUUUCUUAAUGCAAUUCGAUACAAAUCCAAGAGUGCUAAAUACACUCUCAUCACGUCUACGAAGUGAUCCUCGUGUGGUAAAGUGGACAACGCUCAAAUUAGGCGAACGAUUAGAACAAAUCACACCUAGAAUCAUUCAUGGCGAUAGUAGUUUGCAAAGUAUGUCUCAUCCUCUUCACAUGGGAGGUGGAUUAUCGGUAGAGAUGCGAAACAAACAAGCAUGA